Molecule: messenger RNA, 2844 nt
Organism: Thrips palmi
Lineage: Eukaryota; Metazoa; Arthropoda; Insecta; Thysanoptera; Thripidae
Product: beta-1,3-glucan-binding protein 1-like
Exons: 10
Coding region: 16-2481 (821 amino acids)
Biological process (GO): carbohydrate metabolic process
Molecular function (GO): carbohydrate binding; hydrolase activity, hydrolyzing O-glycosyl compounds
Source: RefSeq, a predicted model, not a curated record
CCAGUCGACGCCGAGAUGCCGCCACGCGCGGUCACCGAGCGGCCCGCUGCCCCGCGGCGGCGCGCUGCGCCCGGCGUCAACACAUCGCUGCUGGCGUGCUGCGCGUGCUUCCCGACGUGCUUGUUGUUGUUCCUCGCGUCCGCGUCCGUCGUGACCGUGGCGGCCCAGGACGUCGACGUGCCCGUCCCCACCUUCGAGGCCUUCCACCCCAAAGGCCUGCGCGUCUCCAUUCCAGACAUCGACGGCCUGGAGAUCUUCGCCUUCCACGGCAACGUCAACAAGCCGCUGCACAACCUGGAGGCGGGCGAGAUGUCCGUGGACGUGACCGCCAAGAAGGCGGGCCGCUGGGAGUACUUCAACGAGAACCGGCGCCUCAAGGCGGGGGACGUCAUCAACUACUGGGUCUGGAUCCAGGUGGACCGCAAGGGCUACCAGCGGCUCGGCCUCAGCCACCGCAUCACAGAACUGGUGCCACUGGGAGUCGACUCACAGUCGAACGCCCUAAGGCCCGAGGCCCGGCCCGUACUGACUAUGAGCCUCGAGGACCUGCUAGAGAGCCUUCAGGGCCAGCAGGGCGGCCAGAGCGGCCAGGGGGCCUCCGACUUGGAGUCCCGCCCCACCCAGCAGACCCAGCUCCAGGAGCAGUACCGCCCUCGUCCUCAGCGUCCUUCCGAGUCCCGCCCUCGUCCUCAGCGUCCUUCCGAGUCCCGCCCUUCCAACCCUUACGACUCGCGGCCGUCGACCGGGGGGUCUUGGUCUCCAGGAGGAGAGUCGACAGAGUACAGACCCCCGCCUGGAGACUACAGACCACCCCCUGGAGACUACAGGCCCCCGCCUGGAGACUACAGACCUCCACCUGGCGACUACAGACCACCUGCAGGUGGCAACCGACCCCCACCUGACGAGUACCGACCACCUGCAGGUGGCAACCGACCCCCACCCGACGAGUACCGGCCCAAGCCCAGCGAGUACAGGCCGCCAGGCAGCCACUACGGAGCCCGGCCGCCUCCGCCCCCAACUUACAACCACGAGUACCCUCCUCCGCCACCCGUCGCCGCCACCGUGGUGCACGUUUCACACGUGCAGCACAACCACCACGUCGGGUUCGCGAGCGGCGAGGACAACCACGGACAAGGCCAGGAGCGGCCGACGAACAACGUCUACCCGUCCCAGCCCAACUACCCCGUGGACCGGCCCACGCAGCCGACGCACCAGGGCCUGGAACGGCCCACGACCGGCCCCACCGACUACGAGCCCACCCUGGCCGCCGUCAGCCCCACCACCUGGUGGCAGGGCGGUUCGAACCAAGGGGGGGACCAGGGGGCGAACCAGGGCGCGGUUCCUGCGGGACUUCCCCUGACGCCGGGUGAUCGGGUUUCAGAACCUCCGCCGGCAGCCCGACCGGGCCGACCCACUGGACCCACCCACACCUGCGAACUGUCCGCCACCCACGUGAACGGCAGGCCCGCCUGCAAGGGGGAGGUGGUCUUCGAGGAGAACUGGAACUCCCUGGACCGGCGGAAGUGGUCGCACGAGGUCAAAAUAUCCGGCAGCCCGGACUUCGAGUUCUGCAUCUACGCGCAGCACCCCGAGAACACGUUCGUCAAGAACGGGUGGCUGCACCUCAAGGCGUCGCUGACCAACGACAAGUACGGAGACGACUUCGUGCGGAAGGGGAACCUGCAGCUGGAAGGCUGCACCGCGGGCCCACUCAACUCGGAGAGCUGCAGCAGGGAGGCCAUGUUCUCGUACAUCCUGCCGCCCGUCGUCGCGUCGCGCCUCACCACCAAGAACAGCUUCAGCUUCAAGUACGGCAAGGUGGAGGUGCGGGCCCGCCUGCCUCGCGGCGACUGGAUGUACCCGGAGGUGUGGCUGCAGCCGCUGCGCGAGGAGUACGGCGCGGGGCUGGCGUCGGGCAGGAUUCACCUGGCCAUGGCGCGCGGCAACACCAAGCUGCAGGGCCCGGCGCCGGGCCGCCAGGACAUCAGCGGCCGCGAGCUGGCGGUCGGGGUGCUCGCCGGCGGCAAGGGCACGGGCUCGGCCGACGCCCGCAAGAAGUUCUUCACCAAGCGCAACGACGUGGGCCACUGGGGCGCCGACUUCCACAACUACUCCCUGCUCUGGACUCCAGAUACCUUGGCGUUUUCUGUGGACGGUGUGGAGUUGGGCGUCGCGCGGCCGGAGGAGGUCGGAGGACUUCUCCGCGGCCAGGACAACGAAGGGGACGACCCAUGGUCUCACGGGUCAAAGAUAGCGCCCUUCGACAAGGAGUUUUACAUCAGCCUUGGACUUGCGGUUGGAGGGAUUCACGCCUUCCCUGAUGGCUGUCGGAGUGGAAACCAUGACAAGCCCUGGAAAAACACAGCUGCUAAGGCUAUGCUGAGCUUCUGGAAUGCUAGGGAGGUGUGGCACUCUACAUGGAAUGGCCAACAAGCCGAGUUACUGGUCGAAUCAGUUCGUGUCACUGCAUUAAACAACUAGGACGACCAAAAUGUUCUAUUUAAAAUAUCUUUUAAGACUGAAAAAUGUGCUCAUUAGAUAGGUUAUGCACCAAUGUAGCAUGUUUCAAUAUAAUUACUGUACUGCUUUUUGUGACUAGUGUGAGUGGACCAAGAAUAGGUAAAAAAUGAAACAAAAGGAAAGGGAACUUACAGUAUAUUUAAACCUCUACUUUUCAGGUUUCAGUCCAUUGAAAUAUUUCGGAAGGUGAGGCAUAAUUAAAAUUGAGUCUGGCUUAAGUCUUGGGCCACAUGUAGAAAUGCGGAACUCAUUAAGAUGGUAAACAGGAAUGGAUGAUGUGAUACAUAGGAAUACAUGGAAUAAAAAUGAUCUGAGUAUACCAUA